GUCAGAGAUGAGUGCGGAUCAGGGCUGCAGAGGCUUGGCUUUAUUAUCGACAGGCUGAACCUUGGGGUCUUAAAUAUCAGUUAUUGAUCAUCAGGAUUAUCCCCUCUGUCGCCUUCAGCACCACCAUCUGUGAGGCCUUCGUAAAGAUACCUUUAUUAGUCUGGUGAUAGCCCGUUUGAUUUUUCAUUUUUAAAAAUAUAUCUAUGGGCUUUUCAGUCAAUGACAGGCGAUUUUCUGAAGCGGGAAAUUAAAUUUUGAGUUUUUAUGAGCCCAUUAAAAUAUUUACACAUCACAGUCAUAUGCAUUUUGUAUCCGGGCAAUGUUUGCUGUUCCUGUGCUGUGCACAUCAUAACAUGUUCAUCGAACAGUUUUUAGAAGCCGGCCAAGACUUUUCAUCUUACGCUUGAAUUUGCCCGACACACUUGAAAGAUUCAUGAAAGCUUUUCGAGCGAGAGUCCUGCAGCUUUAAGCGACGGGCGUGGUAGACAGGCGACGGCCCGCCUUUUAUGCAAAUUCACUUGCGCGCUUUGCCAGAUUCCCGGCUAAUAUAGCGCUGCUGCAGUCUUUCAACUGCUCACAGCUUCCCUGUAGCUGCCGCAGGAGACGCCAGACCACGUCAAUCACCUCGCGCGCCGAAGACAGCAAAGGAUUACACGUCUUAAAUAAGAGGAGAAUAGUGAUUAACUGCCUGAUAGCGCCAGGGUUUCGUAAGCACAGUAAGAGAUCAUUACCGGGGAGCGGUGGAGUCGAACAUCUCGGAAGUUUUCCUUGUGGGAUUGUCUCCUUUUCUCGUGCAUUUUAUUUCGGACGUGGAAUUAUUUUUGGAAUACCAACCACCGUGAGCAAUAAGAAAAUACAACACAUUUGUCCUGAGCAGAUUGUUGAUUUUUUUAUUAGACAUGGUAUGCAUUGUCUACUGACAUAAAACGAUCAGAGAAGCGUGGAACUGAGUCGGGACACAAAUGCUAGGGUUCAGUUCAAACGCGUCGCGGCGUGACUGCUGGGACACAGAACACGAUCGCUUGCAGCACUACUUCUAUGACGGCGACGACUCCGAGGAGGAUUUCUACAAGUCAACGGCGCCAAGCGAGGAUAUAUGGAAGAAAUUCGAACUGGUGCCCACUCCGCCCAUGUCCCCUGUCAGGACUCCCGACGGCAGCGCGAGCUACCCGUCGCCCGGGGACAAACUCGAGUGGGUGUCUCAGUUCCUGGGACAGGACGAGGAGCAGGAGGGACAGUACAGGAUUGACACCAAAGAGAUUUUCGGAAACCUGAGUUCCAUUAUCAACCAGGACUGCAUGUGGAGUGGUUUCUCCGCGAGCCAGCGCCUGGAGAAAGUUGUGAACGAGCGGCUGUCCGGCUCCGCUCAGACGAAGACGCCCCUUGGCGUCCAGGCGAGCGCUCACAUUGGCGGCAGGUCGCAAGACUCUCAGGUCGUCGGGACCCUGGCCGCGGACUGUGUGGAUCCCGCUACCGUGUUCACCUACCCCUACAGCAACAGCGCCAGCUGUAAGAAGCAGGCGUCCUCCGGGUCGGAGUCCCGCACGGAUUCCUCUGACGAUGAGGAGAUUGACGUGGUGACGGUGGAGAGUAAACAGAAAAAGAGCCGGUCGUCAUCGGCGACGAGGGGCGGGCGGAAGCCGGUUACCAUCACGGUACGGGCCGACCCUCACGACCCGGAAAUGAAGCACUUCCAUAUCUCCAUUCACCAGCAGCAGCACAACUAUGCCGCGCCCUCCCCGGACAGCCACGUGGAGGCCGACGCCCACCAACAGCCACCGCCCACAAAGAGGGCCAAACGGCAGCCCUGCUGGCCCAACCAACCCGCUGGCUCCGCCCCCUCACCCGCGGAGAGGACAGCCGCAAUCUCCGCCCCCACAGCUAACCCCGCCCUCGACACGGAUUGCACCCGUAUGGCUGACUCCGCCCACAUCACUGACUCUGCCCACGCGGCCAGUGUGGAUGACGACGACUCCGCCCCCGACUCCGCCUCCCACGCCCCCCAGACGGACAGCCCGCAGAGCUCGGACAGCGAGGACACGGACAGGCGCAGGACGCACAACUUCCUGGAGCGGAAGCGGAGGAACGACCUGCGCUCGCGCUUCCUGGCGCUGCGCGACCAGAUUCCCGGCCUGGCCUCCAGCACCAAGACGCCCAAGGUGGUCAUCCUGACGCGGGCGGUGGAGCACCUGCGCCAGCUGCACGGCGCCGCCCGGCGGGGCGCCCAGGAGAGGCGCCAGCUGAGGGCGCGGCAGCGCCAGCUCCUGCGGCGGCUGGCCGAACUCAGACGCACCUGAGAUGGGCGCCAGAAGUUAGCGACUUAAAAAAAAAAAAACCGCCGCACACAUUGAAAAUGGCAAAACGAAUUCAAAAUUCCCUCAGUUGAGGGGAUCUCUCAAUCUGCCUUCAAAUUCAUCUUAACG
Anguilla anguilla (European eel) is the source of this 2423-nucleotide messenger RNA. RefSeq names its product protein L-Myc-1b-like. Lineage: Eukaryota; Metazoa; Chordata; Actinopteri; Anguilliformes; Anguillidae. The record is from RefSeq and is a predicted model, not a curated record. Bases 963 to 2297 code for a protein of 444 amino acids. Gene Ontology annotation, molecular function: RNA polymerase II cis-regulatory region sequence-specific DNA binding; DNA-binding transcription factor activity, RNA polymerase II-specific; protein dimerization activity. The transcript has 3 exons. Gene Ontology annotation, biological process: regulation of transcription by RNA polymerase II.